AUGGCACAUGAAAGUGGUGGCAAUCAACGGUCAGCCGAACAUCCUCUUUCGUUUCCCCGACAGAUCUUUCUCAGUCCAGACAGCAAUCAUCGUCGCAAGUCCUCACUCGUCUCGUCCGAAGACCCGAGAAUCGACCAGCGCAGAACAGACUCGUACGACAGGAACACCGCCUGCUUCGUCCAUUCGCUUCUCAACGGUGAAUGGGUUGCGCCCGCUGAAACGCUCGAGGAUAUCGACAGCAGCGUAAGAGAGAAGGGACUGGUCUCGGGCGAGAGCCGUCCCGAAGACAAUGACAGUUUGUCGGUCGUCGAUCAUGCCAGCCGGCUCCCCGAGCAGGGCGCUCCCGCUGUCGUCCACUCACGGCAUCUGACAAAGAGGCAGCUGUCCGACAUGGCGUGGAAUGUUCGCAGGUUGUCGAAAAGGCUGGGCAGUAUCAAGCUGAGACUGACAGUCAAGACCGUCUUUCUGGUGACCAAGGUGCACGACGUAUCACUGAUCAAACUGACGAGGGAGGUGACGCAAUGGCUUCUCUCGAAGGACCGAUAUACCAAAUAUACUGUCUACGUCGAAGACAGGCUGAAGGACCAUCCGGAUUUCAACGCGGCCGGCCUGAUCGAGGAGGAGCCGUCAGCCGCUGGCCGGUUGAAAUACUGGGAUACCAAGCUCGCAUCAGAGCAUCCCCAGAUGUUCGACUUUGUCGUCACCUUGGGCGGCGAUGGAACCGUACUCUACACAAGCUGGCUUUUCCAGCGGAUUGUACCACCGGUCCUGUCUUUUUCUCUCGGGUCUCUUGGCUUCCUGACCAAGUUCGACUUCAACAACUACCAAGAGAUACUUACAAAUGCUUUUCGAGACGGCGUCGUUGUUAGUCUGCGACUGAGAUUCGAAUGCACGGUCAUGAGGAGCAAUCCCCAGCGAAAGGAAGGUGAACCUGGGACGAAAAGGGACCUCGUGGAGGAACUGAUCGGAGAGGAAGUGGGGGACUCCUUGACGCAUACACCCGACAAGGUCUUUGAGAUUCUAAACGACGUAGUGGUGGACAGAGGUCCAAACCCGACGAUGUCGUCUAUUGAGCUGUUCGGAGAUGACGAGCAUUUCACCACCGUCCUGGCCGACGGAGUGUGCAUCUCGACACCUACUGGAUCAACCGCCUACAAUCUUGCUGCUGGUGGUUCACUGUCACAUCCAGAGAAUCCGGUCAUCCUCGUGACAGCAAUCUGUGCUCAUACAUUAUCGUUCCGACCGAUCAUAUUACCAGAUACCAUGGUCUUACGGAUGGGCGUGCCUUAUGAUGCCCGCACAACCUCGUGGGCGAGCUUUGAUGGGCGAGAGCGGGUCGAGUUACAUCCGGGCGACUACGUUACUGUUUCUGCAUCUCGCUAUCCCUUUGCGUAUGUUCUUCCUCCCGGACGGCGCAGCGAGGAUUGGGUGCAAAGUAUCUCGAAGACCUUGAACUGGAAUUCAAGGCAAAGACAGAAGGGGUUUAGAUGA
This is a messenger RNA of Rasamsonia emersonii CBS 393.64, 1491 nucleotides long. Its product is annotated as NAD+ kinase. Gene Ontology annotation, molecular function: NAD+ kinase activity. The transcript is spliced from 4 exons. The record is from RefSeq and is a predicted model, not a curated record. The coding region runs from base 1 to 1491 and encodes 496 amino acids. NCBI's taxonomy places the organism in Eukaryota, Fungi, Ascomycota, Eurotiomycetes, Eurotiales, Trichocomaceae. Gene Ontology annotation, biological process: NADP+ biosynthetic process; NAD+ metabolic process.